UACCCAAUGCUAAAAAUGAUUGUGGUUUUGGCGGGUACAAGAUGGAGAUUGCAAAACCUGUAGCAAAUAUGGAUGAAAACAUAUUGCGCAAGGGGAAAGAUUUAUCAAGACAACAUGGUCCUCCAAUGAGGCAAGCAAAUCUACAGAUGAAACUGGUAGAUCCUAAUGUAAAUACUAUCUCCAAAAUCCAUGGUUUACCAACAAAACAAACCCCACCGUUAAGACAAACAAACCUACAACUAGGAAAAACACAAGGGCCGAGAUUACAUAUCAAGCCGGCCUCUCGGUUUUCUAUAGUAACAACCAAGCCUAAUAAACCCACACAUAGUCAAUACACAUCAAGGAGUCAAUUUAGUGAAGAAACCCAGAAUAAAUAUGGUCUUGGCACGAAACCAAAACAGGCUCAACAUCAUGCUAUAGCCAUAACAGAACAACGUCCUAUUGCUGUUGUCAGAAAGCCACUCCCUGAUCAUAAGUUGGAAAGGCAAGCAACAAUAUUAGAAGGCUGCAAGGUAGGUAUAGGGAAGAGAAACAACACCGACAUAGCUGAUUUGCGACUAGAGGCAACGAAGCGCAAGCUAAAUGAUGCCUACCAGGAAGCUGAAAACAAGAAAAGGAAGCGUUGUGUGCAAUAUGUGGAUAUGCAUGACGUCAUACCAAACUUACAGCAAAGAAAGGCCACUACUACAUCAACGAAGCAAAGAAGGAAUAGACCAAAUGACAGGUUUUCUGUAUCCAGGUCACGCAAAUGAUCCAUACAUUUGGAUAGCUUAUUCUUCCCAUCUAGCUUGAAUAGUAAGAUAUAAGGAAAUGCAUCAACAUUGAUCUUGUGCCUGUCGGAAAUAUAUGAUGUACUAACUCUAUGCAUAGGAAGUAGC
Molecule: messenger RNA, 878 nt
Organism: Oryza sativa Japonica Group (Japanese rice)
Lineage: Eukaryota; Viridiplantae; Streptophyta; Magnoliopsida; Poales; Poaceae
Source: RefSeq, a predicted model, not a curated record